Molecule: messenger RNA, 1735 nt
Organism: Peromyscus leucopus (white-footed mouse)
Lineage: Eukaryota; Metazoa; Chordata; Mammalia; Rodentia; Cricetidae
Gene: Lurap1l
Product: leucine rich adaptor protein 1 like
Exons: 2
Coding region: 703-1371 (222 amino acids)
Biological process (GO): positive regulation of canonical NF-kappaB signal transduction
Source: RefSeq, a predicted model, not a curated record
CGAGUUUAAAGUUUCCGAGGCUCAGAGGAACACAAUGACUUGGAUGAGACAGCCUAAAUGGGGAGGACCCUGCUGCCGCAACCAAGGGAGCCCUUAAACCCAAGCUAAGCUAACCAUCUUUUCCUUUCUUAAAUUCGUCCAUACGGCAUAUAAACACGACGAACCCACUUCUUCCACUGACCAGAGAUUCUUUUUUUUUUUUUUUUCCCGACGAUCCACGAUAGUCUGAUCCUUGGAGACAUAUGGCUGGAAAAUGAAACGACCCGGGAGUGUGCCCACAUCGUUUUUCUGUGUGGUGUAAUACCAGAUGGGCACUGUGAACGGCGCAGAGAUGUGAAUGGGCAGUUUGAAAUGGGAAUUUCACCCCUGAUCGAGCAGGUUCCGUUGCCCUCUCCUGCCUCUUGGUAUAACGUACUAGCUUUUGCCCUUCUCUGCAGUAUCAAUUAACUCAACUUGGAGGUGGAGUGGCCAGAGAGGAAGGAAUGAAGCGAUCUGGCUAAUCUUGCUAGCUGCGGAGCGGCAGAACCUGGAACUGCGGCCGGGUGCAGAUCUGCCGACUGCGCCGGCGGCAUGGAGCGCACGGGCGCCCGCGGGGACCCAGGCCCGGCCCCGGGAGCCGGCUGCUGAGCUCCAGAGUCCGCCAGGCCUCCGCCUCCUUGCGCCCUCUGCCUUGACUGUCAGUGUCGCCCCUCUCAAAGAGUCAUGGAAGACGGCCCGCUGCCAGACCUCAGAGACAUCGAGCUGAAGCUGGGACGCAAAGUGCCCGAGAGCCUAGCGCGCUCGCUGCGCGGGGAGGAGCAGGCGCCCCGAGAAGGGGCUGCGGACCCCAGCGGGGUUGGCGGGAGCUGCAGUAGCAGCAGCAGCAGCUGCAGCAGCUUCGCUCCCUCUGUGUCCUCCUCGUCUUCAUCCUCCCCUGCCUCUGGAUCUCCACGACGUAGCCACCCCAGCGCCCUGGAGAGGCUGGAGACCAAACUGCACGUCCUCAGGCAGGAGAUGGUUAACCUCAGAGCCACAGAUGUGAGGCUCAUGCGCCAGUUGCUCCUCAUCAAUGAGAGCAUUGAGUCCAUCAAGUGGAUGAUUGAGGAAAAGGCCACCAUCACCAGCCGAGGCAGCAGUCUCAGUGGCAGCCUGUGCAGUCUGCUGGAGAGUCAGGAUACCUCCUUACAUGGCAGCUAUAACAGCCUCCAAGAUGGCAGUGACGGGCUGGAUGGCAUCUCUGUGGGGAGCUAUCUGGACACUCUGGCAGAUGAUGUACCGGGCCAUCAGACGCCUUCGGACUUGGAUCAGUUCAGUGACAGCUCCAUCAUAGAGGACUCCCAGGCUCUGCACAAGCAUCCCAAGUUGGAUUCUGAGUACUACUGCUUUGGCUAAUGACCCAGUUUUUUGCAUGGGACUGGUGUGCAAUUAACUUGUAUGUAUCCUUCUUCUCUGCUGCUAUAUUUUUGGUGUGAUUUAUUUUAAUAAGGCAACCUUUUUAAAGAAGCUUAUUUUUAAACUGCUUAAUGAUAUUUCUUUUGCUCCUAAUAUUUCUCAUCUAGACUGAUUUAUUUUUCUCUGUUACAUUUUUAUUUUAUUUAUUAUAAUAAGCUUCCUCCCCUCUUUGAUAGUAGCACAGACAAAUAGAGGGGAAAGAAUAAGCAAUAAUUGUUUCCGCUUAUGUUUUCAGAGCAAGGGGUCAGGGAUUAUAAGGAAAACUUUGCUAAAUUUUACAAUAAACCAAAGUCUGAUAACUUCA